This is a messenger RNA of Manis javanica (Malayan pangolin), 1547 nucleotides long. The record is from RefSeq and is a predicted model, not a curated record. Lineage: Eukaryota; Metazoa; Chordata; Mammalia; Pholidota; Manidae.
AUGCAGCCGGCAAUGAUGAUGUUUUCCAGUAAAUACUGGGCCAGGAGAGGGCUUUCCUUGGACUCAGCGGUGCCUGAAGAGCAUCAGCUGCUUGGCAGCUUAACUGCUUCUACCCUCUUAAAGCUAAGUAAAGCUAACUCUGGCAAAAAUGAUGAUAAAAAAGGCAACAAGGGAAACAGCAAAAGUGAAACUGCUCCAGAAAGUGGCAAGAUGGCAGUUGUCUUCUCCUUGAAGAAUGAAGUUGGUGGAUUGGUGAAAGCUCUGAAACUCUUUCAGGAAAAACAUGUCAACAUGGUUCAUAUUGAGUCCAGGAAAUCCCGGCGAAGAAGUUCGGAGGUUGAAAUCUUCGUGGACUGUGAGUGUGGCAAAACCGAAUUCAAUGAGCUCAUUCAGUUGCUGAAAUUUCAAACUACAAUUGUGACGCUGAAUCCACCGGAGAACAUUUGGACCGGAGAAGAAGAGCUAGAGGAUGUGCCUUGGUUCCCCCGGAAGAUCUCUGAGUUAGACAGAUGCUCUCAGAGAGUUCUCAUGUAUGGUUCUGAGCUUGAUGCCGAUCACCCAGGAUUUAAGGACAAUGUCUAUCGACAGAGAAGAAAGUAUUUUGUGGAUGUGGCCAUGGGUUAUAAAUAUGGUCAGCCCAUUCCCAGGGUGGAGUACACGGAGGAAGAAACCAAAACUUGGGGUGUUGUGUUCCGGGAGCUCUCCAAACUGUAUCCCACUCAUGCUUGCCGGGAGUAUUUGAAAAACUUCCCUCUGCUGACUAAAUACUGUGACUACAGGGAGGACAACGUGCCUCAGCUUGAAGAUGUCUCUGUGUUUCUAAAAGAAAGGUCUGGCUUCACCGUGAGGCCGGUGGCUGGAUACCUGAGCCCACGAGACUUCCUGGCAGGCCUGGCCUACCGAGUGUUCCACUGCACCCAGUACAUCCGGCAUGGCUCAGACCCCCUCUACACCCCAGAACCAGACACAUGUCAUGAACUCUUGGGACACGUUCCACUACUUGCGGAUCCUAAGUUUGCUCAGUUUUCACAAGAAAUAGGCCUGGCAUCUCUGGGAGCAUCAGAUGAAGAUGUUCAGAAACUAGCCACAUGCUAUUUCUUCACAAUUGAGUUUGGCCUCUGCAAACAAGAAGGGCAGCUGCGGGCCUAUGGAGCAGGACUACUUUCCUCCAUUGGAGAAUUAAAGCAUGCGCUUUCUGACAAGGCGUGUGUGAAAGCCUUUGACCCAAAGACAACUUGCUUACAGGAAUGCCUCAUUACGACCUUCCAGGAAGCCUACUUUGUUUCAGAAAGUUUUGAAGAAGCCAAAGAAAAGAUGAGGGACUUUGCUAAGUCAAUUACUCGUCCCUUCUCCGUGUACUUCAAUCCCUAUACACAGAGCAUUGACAUUCUGAAAGACACGAGAACUAUUGAAAAUGUGGUGCAGGACCUCCGCAGUGAUUUGAACACGGUGUGUGACGCCCUGAACAAAAUGAACCGCUAUCUGGGGAUUUGAUGUGUGGGACCAGUGUCGUUGCCAGCACAAUCUUUUUGGGGCUUAGCAGCAAU